UUAUUCUCACCGAUGACAUCAACGAAAUGUGUCAUGGAUGCGUGUAUAUUGGUUUGGGUGUAAGCUAACGCUGCAGCGAGCCACUGUCAGUGUAUCUCCCAACUUUAGCAGAGAGAGCUCGUGUAGUGAGUUAGCUGUAAUCAAUAGUCUUCACAUUUUGGGAACGCCCUUACAAAUUCAACAAUUAUGGCAGUUAGCAGGUUGUCCAUCAUCAAGUUUUUGGAACUGGCUAUUGCAGUCACAUGUAUUGGUCUGCACUACAAGAGCGAAGUCCCUGGCGACUUCAACACCAACACUCUUUCGGUGGCCGCUUUUGGCGGUUUUGUGAUCAUCCUUGUGGGCGGGUUUGCCGGCCAUUUAAUGUCGACUCCAAUUAACAGAAGGAUCGAUAUUUUCUUCUGUUUGGUUGGGUGUGCUACGUUUAUUGCGGCUGGGGCGAUGAAUAUCGAAUAUUUCAAGGAUGUCCGUAAAGGGGAGUACAGGGAUUAUGGUUUGGCGAAAGCUUCCUUGGCUAUUAUUGGAGGAGCUCUCUUCUUAGUCGACUCACUAUUGACCUGGCGUGGCGAUUUUUAAAUUUGAAAUGUGCGUUUUUAUACAGUAAUAUUUAUUUUUAUAUGGAUGUUUUAUGUACAAAAUAUUUCACAAGAUAAUUAUGCAUUGUUGAAUUUGAUACUAAGGAUGUGCCUGUAUUUAUAACUUAAAACGAACGAUUGUUAUUAAUUUGAGUCUGCAAGAUUUUAUAUUUGUAAAAGGACCAACAUUUAUACAAUAAAAACCUAGUCCUCAA
Molecule: messenger RNA, 787 nt
Organism: Tribolium castaneum (red flour beetle)
Lineage: Eukaryota; Metazoa; Arthropoda; Insecta; Coleoptera; Tenebrionidae
Exons: 3
Coding region: 187-573 (128 amino acids)
Biological process (GO): septate junction assembly
Cellular component (GO): plasma membrane
Source: RefSeq, a predicted model, not a curated record